Bathycoccus prasinos is the source of this 1170-nucleotide messenger RNA. RefSeq lists its product with no specific name. Bases 1 to 1170 code for a protein of 389 amino acids. The transcript has a single exon. The record is from RefSeq and is a predicted model, not a curated record. Lineage: Eukaryota; Viridiplantae; Chlorophyta; Mamiellophyceae; Mamiellales; Bathycoccaceae.
AUGCGGACUGUAAUUUCCUCCCUUUCGCGAUGCGUGGAGUGCAAUAACAACAAGUAUUCUUCGAAGAGGAGCGAGAGCGAACGGCGAGCGUCGGUUUCCGGGAUCGAUGAUGAUUACACGAAGACGUCACACCUCCCGAGGAUGAUGAAAACGAGAAAAAGCCGUUUACGUCGCAGGAGUCGCGCGGUCGCGGCGAUGCGAGCUAACCAGGGUUUCGCGGGAGAAGAAGAGAAAACGGUCAAAAGUGGUAAUCACAUCGCUUCUUUUCGAAGAAGAGGACAACAACGCUCGCGAAGAACUCGAAUGCAUUUCGGCGAAGACGUCGGCCAAGAGGAAAUGUCUUCGUUAUUGGACGACGUGGUAGAUACGUGUCCAGUACCGAUGGACCAGAGGCCUUCGUCGCAACUUAAAGAAGUCGCCGAAGGCCUGGUUUCUGGAUGGGGCGGUUUAGAUGGGAAGCGUUACGCGGUACGGUUGACUAUUUUGUGCGGAUUUUUCUUCACGGUCAUCGCGUACCCGAUCGCGAGCGAGACGUAUAAUCCGGAGAUACAAUGGACGGAGGCGCACGUCGCGGCGAUGUUGGGUUCCUUGGUUGCAGUGAGCGCGAUAACGUUGAACAUUCACAACUCGUGGGAUUACGUGAGAAAUCGCUUACUCUCGGCGACGAUUGAGUACGAAGAGACGGGAUGGUACGAUGGUCAAGUGUACGUGAAAACGCCGGAGAUGUUGGCGAAGGAUAGAUUGGACGGGACGUACGUGUGCGGCCCGGCGGUGGCGAGGUGUAAGAAGACGAUGUUGGCGUGCGGAGCGGGCGUGUUAGGUUGCGUGUUCGCGUUGAACGCGCUGGACGCGCCGAAAGUAGACCAGGAGAACUUUGGCUCGUACACGCCGCAAAAAGCGGCUUUGCUGAGAGAUUUAGGCAUGGGAACGUACAUCGACGCCGGCGAAGGGAAAAGGAUCAGCCAAGGCGGUAUGUUCUCUCGCGAAACGGCGGAUAAAUACGAACCGGAAGAAGAGGACGAAGACGAAGGAGACGAAGUCAACGGCGUGGUCAUGAGUUACGCGCCGUCGGUAUCUAUAGUUUCACCCUCUUCCUCGUCGUCGUUUCCUUCGGUAUCAUCGGAAAAAGCAGACGAAGGAGGAGAUAUCCUCGCCAAGGCCGCCGAGUAA